AUGGCCGCGCCGGGCGACAGGUCGGAGCCGCCGCCGCAGCUUCCCGAGUACAACUGCAGCUACGUGGUGUCGCGCCCGGUCUACAGUGAACUCGCCUUCCAGCAGAAGCACGAGCGGCGCCUGCAGGAGCGCAAGACUCUGCGCGAGAGUCUAGCCAAGAGCUGCAGCUGUUCAAGAAAGAAAGCCUUUGGUGUGCUGAAGGCUCUCCUGCCCAUCCUCGAGUGGCUCCCCAAAUACCGAGUAAAGGAAUGGCUGCUUAGUGACAUCAUUUCCGGCGUCAGUACUGGGCUGGUGGGCACACUGCAAGGAAUGGCGUACGCGCUCCUCGCUGCAGUUCCUCUUGGAUAUGGUCUUUACUCUGCUUUUUUCCCAAUCCUGACAUACUUUAUUUUUGGAACGUCAAGACACAUCUCAGUUGGACCUUUCCCCGUGGUCAGUUUAAUGGUGGGAUCUGUUGUUCUGAACAUGGCCCCUGACGAACACUUCCUCAUACCCCUUAAUGGGACCGCAGCAAACACCACUGUCGUAGACUCUGCCGCUAGAGAUGCCGCACGUGUGUUGGUCGCCAGCGCCCUCUCUCUUUUGGUUGGAAUCAUCCAGUUGAUAUUUGGAGGUCUGCAGAUCGGAUUCAUUGUGAGGUACUUGGCAGAUCCUCUGGUUGGUGGAUUCACAACAGCUGCUGCCUUCCAAGUGCUGGUCUCACAGGUGAAGAUCGUCCUCAAUGUUUCAACCAAAAACUACAAUGGAGUGCUCUCCAUCAUCUAUACUCUGAUUGAAAUUUUUCAAAAUAUUCGUGAUACCAAUAUUGCAGAUUUAAUUGCUGGAUUACUCACCAUUGUUAUCUGUAUGGCAGUGAAGGAGAUUAAUGACCGAUUUAAACACAAAAUUCCAGUCCCAAUUCCUAUAGAAGUAAUUGUGACAAUAAUUGCCACUGCCAUUUCCUAUGGAGCCAACUUAGAAAAAAAUUACAAUGCUGGCAUUGUUAAAUCGAUCCCCAGAGGGUUCUCGCCUCCUUCCCUUCCACCCGUAAGCCUGUUUUCUGAGAUGCUGGCCGAGUCGUUUUCCAUCGCUGUGGUGGCUUACGCAAUCGCAGUGUCUGUAGGGAAGGUGUAUGCCACCAAGUACGACUACACCAUCGACGGGAACCAGGAGUUCAUUGCUUUUGGGAUCAGCAACAUCUUCUCCGGCUGCUUCUCCUGUUUUGUGGCCACCACUGCCCUGUCACGCACAGCUGUCCAGGAGAGCACCGGAGGAAAGACACAGGUCGCUGGCAUCAUAUCAGCUGGGAUUGUGAUGAUCGCCAUUGUUGCCCUGGGGAAGCUUCUGGAACCCUUGCAGAAGUCGGUCUUGGCAGCUGUUGUCAUUGCCAACCUGAAAGGGAUGUUUAUGCAGGUGUGUGACGUUCCUCGUCUGUGGAGGCAGAAUAAGGCCGAUGCUGUUAUCUGGGUAUUUACGUGUGUAGUGUCCAUCAUUCUGGGGCUGGACCUUGGUUUACUGGCUGGCCUGGUAUUUGCACUGUUCACCGUGGUCCUGAGAGUUCAGUUCCCUUCAUGGAAUAGUCUUGGAAGCAUCCCUAGCACAGACAUCUACAAAAGUACCAAGGAUUACAGAAAUAUUGAAGAACCUGAAGGAGUGAAGAUUCUUAGAUAUUCUAGUCCUAUUUUUUAUGCCAAUGUCGAUGGCUUUAAAAAAUGCAUCAAGUCCACAGUUGGAUUUGACGCCAUUCGCGUAUAUAAUAAGAGACUGAAAGCGCUGAGGAGAAUACAGAAACUCAUCAAAAAAGGACAAUUAAGGGCAACAAAGAAUGGUAUCAUAAGUGAUGCUGGUUUACCCAAUGCUGCUUUCGAGCCAGAUGAAGAUAUUGAGGAUUUGGAAGAACUUGAUGUCCCAACCAAGGAAAUUGAGAUUCAAGUGGAUUGGAACUCUGAGCUUCCAGUCAAAGUGAAUGUUCCCAAAGUGCCAAUCCACAGCCUCGUGCUUGACUGUGGAGCUAUCUCUUUCCUGGACGUUGUAGGAGUGAGGUCAUUGCGCGUGAUUGUCAAAGAAUUCCAAAGAAUUGAUGUGAAUGUAUACUUUGCAUCACUUCAAGAUCACGUGAUGGAAAAGCUGGAGCACUGUGGCUUCUUUGAUGACCAUCACAGGAAGGACACCUUCUUUUUGACUGUCCACGACGCUAUCCUCUAUCUGCAGAACCAGAUGAAAUCCACAAAGGGUCAAGACUCCAUUCUAGAAACGAUCAGUCUCAUCCAAGACUGCAAAGACCCUCUUGAGUUAAUGGACGCAGAACUGGCUGAAGAAGAACUUGAUGUCCAGGAUGAGGCUAUGCGUAGACUUGCCUCCUGA
Lepus europaeus (European hare) is the source of this 2343-nucleotide messenger RNA. RefSeq names its product solute carrier family 26 member 4 (gene SLC26A4). Bases 1 to 2343 code for a protein of 780 amino acids. The transcript has 20 exons. Gene Ontology annotation, cellular component: membrane. Gene Ontology annotation, biological process: transmembrane transport. The record is from RefSeq and is a predicted model, not a curated record. Gene Ontology annotation, molecular function: sulfate transmembrane transporter activity; bicarbonate transmembrane transporter activity; chloride transmembrane transporter activity. Lineage: Eukaryota; Metazoa; Chordata; Mammalia; Lagomorpha; Leporidae.